AUGAAAGAUGUACCAACCUGGCUGUCCAGCUGGUCCUGGUGGUCCUGGUGGUCCCGGUGGACAUGUUGGCUUCUUUGGCUCACAUUGACACCAUGCUGGAAGUCCAGAGAAUGUUUGACGCUUUUGACGGAAGACAGAGUUGAAUGGAUUGACACGUGGCUUGGUUGGUGGAGUAACAAGCACUUGAACAUCCAUCAUUUCAGUCCAUGCGGACUCAGUCUCGACACGGAAGAGACGAACACCGUCAAGUACUUCAUUAUGGAUCUCAUCGAUGGUAUUGUAGAGGGAUGGAACCACAAUGAGGCAGGCGGCAAUGGCCAAACCGGAAAGGACAGUGGCCACAGAGACUAA
This is a messenger RNA of Caenorhabditis remanei, 351 nucleotides long. RefSeq lists its product as uncharacterized. The transcript has a single exon. Bases 1 to 351 code for a protein of 116 amino acids. Lineage: Eukaryota; Metazoa; Nematoda; Chromadorea; Rhabditida; Rhabditidae. The record is from RefSeq and is a predicted model, not a curated record.